AUUUUUUAGACGAACCCAAAAGCCCUGCCCUCAUCUCUAUGAUUACUGAGGGGAGCGCUACAUAAAAUGGAGGCACCGCUGGGAUAGUUUUGGAUUUCUCAGUCUUAAAAAAAUAAAAAAGGUUAUUUUAAAAAAGUUUCAGAGUUAAAAUAACUAAUUUAAGAGCUAAGCUUUAUACAAACAAAAUAAAGAUGGAAAAAACAGAACUAGUGUCAGAGUUAAAACGCUGGUGCCGUGGUGAAGGGUUAGAGGAGACUCAUUCGCUUAUGACCAUCGUCCCAGAAGAUGUAGAGAUCAGUGAAGUAGAAGAAACACUGGGAAAUAUCAAGUCUUUGGGACGGGUGCGUGUCCGUGGGAGAAACUUUAGUACGAGACUAAACCGACGGAUGGUUUUGUGUGAGUGUAAGGAGAUUGUGAACGAGGCGAGUGUUCCUCCUGAGGUUGUGACAAUUGAUGGUGGAGAGGCGUGGCCUGUUAUCAUCAUUGGAAAGGCGCAGGCAGCUGCUGAAGAGUUUAAUAAUAAACUGAAAGGGUUGCUGCAGGCUGAAGGUAAAACAAUGGAGGACCUCAAAACCUUGUUCCCCGGUACACCCCCACCCACUACCUCCACUGAAUCUAUCUUUCAAGUUGUUGGAGAGUUAUUGGACAAGACAAGCAGACCAGCUGAUGGUGGGAGCUACAUCAGACUGCGCAUAUUCUCAGGAACCCUACCGACACCACCAGGUGAGGAGACAUUUGAUCAUUGGCUAGAGCAAGCAUGGCUGAUGGUGGAGGAGACUGAAUGCUCCGACAGAGAAAAAAGACGCAGACUUAUUGGAAGUUUAAAGGGGUCCGCACUAGAAAUUGUGAAAGCAGUGCGACAUGCCAACCCUGAAGCCAGCGCAAAAGAAUGCUUGGAAGCCCUUGAAAUAGCCUUUGGAAAUGCAGAGUCCGGUGAUGAUCUCUAUUUUUCUUUCAGAUUAAUGCAACAACAAAAAGGAGAGAAAUUAUCAGAUUUCCUUCGACGUCUAGAGAGGUCUCUAACUAAGGUGGUUCAACGAGGUGGUCUUUCUGCAAGCUGCAUGGAUCGAGCGCGCUUGGAACAGCUGCUAAGAGGUGCUAUUGCUUCAGACCUGAUGUUGAUCCAGCUGCGUUUGAGAGAAAGGAAGACCACACCCCCAAACUUUCUGCAGCUCUUGACUGAGAUCCGUGCUGAGGAAGAGUAUGAAACUUCUAGAAUGAAGCUCAGUGCCUCAGUACAUCAAGUGCAUGCUAAUCCUGAAGUGGAUACCAGGCAGGCCGAGAUCCAGAGCUUAAAGGUGGAAAUAAAAGAACUGAAGGCAAUGGUUGCAUCAUUAUCUUCCCAAUCCACUCCAGUCAAGGAGGAUUAUAGGAAGGCCACACCCAUUAACACACCACCUGCUCCCGAGAACCGGCAAAAUGCCGAGCUGGCUGCCUUGAAAAAACAACUGAAACGACUACAGCAGAAAACCAGCAACAAGAUGUCUGACCAAGAUGCUGCAGUCUCAUCCAUCGAAGCUUCUGAACAGGUCUCCCACACACCCAAAGAAACACAGAAAAAGUCAGAUGAGAAUUUCUGCUACAGGUGUGGUGAGAGCGGACAUUUUGUCACUAAAUGCCGCAACCCUGAAAAUCAUACCAAGGUUAUCAGAAAGCUAAUUCAUGCUUUAAAGGUGACCAAAGACCAGAAGCAGUCAGCUGGUUCCACCACCAGUGAAGUGAACUGUGGUGUCAAGAAAAAUGCUGUUACCUCAUCUGAGCAGGCUGGCAUCCCUGAAGGCUUGAUUGGCCCACCCAGCAUCAUACCCUUGAAAGUAAAUGGUCAUUGCUGUGAUGCCUUGUUUGAUAGUGGUUCUCAGGUCACCAUUAUUUUUGAAUCUUGGUAUCAGACUUACCUGUCUGAUGUCCCCAUACGCCCCGUGUCUGGUUUAGCCCUGUGGGGACUGAGUGAAUCUGAGGGCAGUUAUCCCUACCGUGGGUAUGUAGUGGUCGAUGUUGAAUACCCAGCAAAGGUUAUAGGGGCUGAUCAGACCGUGACCAUCCUUGCCCUAAUCUGUCCCCAGCCCCGAACUGCAGACCAGACCCCUGUCAUUGUGGGGACCAAUGCCAGUCACAUCCGACGUCUUGUGCAGCAAUGUAAAGACAAUGGCAUUGACAUCACCCAGACCCUGGGGAUACGGUGUUACAGAGAUAACAAAAUAACAUCGACUAACACAACAGCCUUGGAUGAUAUUGGCUGUGUGUUAUGGCAAGGCCCUGGCCCUCUGACUCUGCCCCCUGGUGGUAACUGUAGUGCAGUCUGCAAAGUAGAGUAUAGGCAGCACGUCGACAAAGAAAUUCUGAUGGUUGACUCGUCUCCUCUAACUCCACUCCCAGCUGGUGUACUACUUCAGCCAAUGGUGGUGCCUAGUGAAGAUGUAAAUGUUUGCCAAUUCAGAAUCCUGGUACANUUCAUUAACCUAGAAAAAAACGUUUCAGUUACAUAA
Cyprinodon variegatus (sheepshead minnow) is the source of this 2486-nucleotide messenger RNA. Its product is annotated as paraneoplastic antigen Ma3 homolog. The coding region runs from base 192 to 2486 and encodes 764 amino acids. The transcript has a single exon. NCBI's taxonomy places the organism in Eukaryota, Metazoa, Chordata, Actinopteri, Cyprinodontiformes, Cyprinodontidae. Gene Ontology annotation, molecular function: nucleic acid binding; aspartic-type endopeptidase activity; zinc ion binding. Gene Ontology annotation, biological process: proteolysis. The record is from RefSeq and is a predicted model, not a curated record.